CGUAGCGGCGGGUCGGAGCGCGAUGCUUGGGCUGCUCUCCCGGGUGCUCGCCUUCUUCUGGAGGCGGGCAGAGUGCGAUGAGGGAGGCGACGUGAGGCAGGCGGGCGCAGGUGCAUGUCAUACAGAACAAAAAACCGUGCAAGGAGUGGUGACGAGAUUUUGCCAUGAUUAUGGGAUGAUCAAUGACUUGAUAAUCUUCACAAAAGAUGCUGUUUCAAACGGCAUGCCACUGGCUGUUGGACAGGAAGUUAUUGCAGUUGUUGAAGAGGACAAAAUAUCAAGUGGCUUGAAGGCCAUCAGGGUAGAUGCAGUCCAGGCUACAUGGGGAAGCUACAGUAGUGCUUGUAAUGCUUCUGAACAACAUGCGAAAAUAUUAAUUGGCAAUAUUACUUCUCUCUGUAAGGAUGGUGGCUACAUUAAUCAGAAUACUCAUUUCACAAUGGAAGAUGUCUGUGAAGGUUUCAAGCCUUGUGUAGGUGACUUGGUGCAAGCACAGUAUUUUAUUAAACCAACAACAUGGAGCAGUGAAGCAGUUGCUGUAAAGCCUUUGAGAUACAAGCGAGUGGACAAGGUUCGUGUUUCCAGCAUCUGUGGAAGAAAUGGUACAGUAGAUGAGAAUAUAUUUUUCACUUUGGAUUCGUUGAGACUUCCUGAUGGCUAUUCACCUCGUGUACAUGAUCUAGUGAAUGUGAUUGUGGUGGAGAGCAAUCAGUCAUUUUAUGUUUGGAGAGCUCUCUGCUUGGCUCCAGUCGACCAGAAGGGGCAAUCUCGCUCCAACACAGUUGAUCUGGAUGACCCGUAUGAAAACUUAAUGAGAAACAAAGGAGGGCUGGAAGUAUCAAGAACAACCGAUUUUGGAACUAUGAAGCAGGGGGAAUCUAGAAGCAUGAUGGUUUGGAUAGAGAAUAAAGGGAGUGUACCACAGUCCUUAAUCAGCUGCAGAUUAGCUGGAUGGGUGAAAGACAAGCAAUUCAGUUUUCAGAUUCCUCAAAAAUGCCAGGACAGUCCAUCAGCGCAUCUGUCAUCUUUUGCAAUAAAUCAAGAAAAUGUCUCAAAAGCUGCAAUUAAUUUCUGUAAUGGCAGUGGAGGAACAACAUAUGAGUCACUGAAUAACGCGUGCAUUACGAAAAAUGGAGUCAUUUCAGAUGGAAACAAUCCUCAGGAAAUGAAUUUAUUAAAGACAAAAGAAAACGCUUUGAUGGUAAAAGAUGAGAAUCUCCAUAAUGGUGAAAAAGAGCAAAGAGAAGAUGUCGAACAGCCAGUAAAUCACACUAAUAUUACUGGAGAAGUUGUCAUACCACCAGGUGAAAAAACAUUUGUAGUGAUCCUAUGCACAGCUGUAAAUCCUGGAUACAGUAAAGAACUCCUGUUGCUUGGUUUUCCUGAUUUUACCAUUGGACGUUAUAUUGAAACCACAGUAACAAAUGAAGCAGAACUACUAAUAGCACCUGUGGAACCAUUUUCUUCAAGAAAACCUAAAAUUACUUCAGUACCCCAGCAUAGGACGACAACAGUGGUUGCCCCUAAAUGCCAAAGAAAUAACAGAAAGCUUCCAAGCUUCCUCCCGCAUUAUACCAUACCAAACGAGUUAAGAAGAUGUGUGGAGCAGAAGUUAGAUGUACUGACCUUUCAGCCUCUCCUAGCAGAGGGUCUUAAUAUAAAUAAUUACAAAGCAAAAUUUUCUACUCUCUUGUGGCUUGAAGAGAUCUAUGCGGAAAUGGAGAUAAAAGAUUUUAGCAUGAGUGGCAUUACUUUGAAAAGGAAUGGGAACUUCUUAGUGUUAGAAGUGCCAGGAGUGGAAGAAGGCAGACCUCACCUGAAUACAGGUGAUAAGGUGAUACUGAAAAGUCAAGUCUACUCUGAGCAUAUAAUAGAGUAUGUUGCCUACAUUACAGAGAUAUGUAAUGAAGAUGUUACUCUUAAAUUUAAUGCGGACUUUGAACGGGCUUACAACUUGGAACCCAUGGAUGUGGAAUUUGUUCACUGCAGGAUUACUAGCAGACGGUGCCAGUUAGCGGUUGAACAAGCUACCUGUCUGGGUGAAAAAGUUUUAUUUCCAGAACGGCUUCUCUUACGGUCACCACAAGCUGUCAAGACCCAAAAUAUUACUGAGUACUCUGGUGUUGAUGAUGGCCUUGAACAAUAUUCCCAGCAAGAGAGUGAGGUCAAAAAAACACAGAACAGACGGACUGAAUGCAUGGCAUCCAGGCAGAUGAACAUGCCAGACGUGGUGACAGUUACCGUGCAAACAAACCAACUUGUUGAUGAAACUGUGGCAGUUAAGCAGAGAGCAGAUGAAUUCUUCAAUCCUAUGUUGAAUGAGCAACAGAAGCUGGCAGUGAAAAGGAUAGUGAGUGGUGAAUGCCGUCCAACGCCUUAUAUUCUUUUUGGACCACCAGGAACUGGAAAAACAGUAACGGUAGUUGAAGCUAUUUUACAGAUACAUUAUACUUUACCAGAUAGUCGGAUCUUGGUUUGUGCUCCAUCAAAUGCUGCAACAGAUCUGAUCUGCUUGAGGCUGCAUCAAAGCAAUCUGUUAAAACCAGGAGCUAUGGUCCGAAUCAAUGCUAGCUGCAGAUCGCCAGAGCAAAUUGAUGAUACAGUAAAACCUUACUGCAAAGAUGGUGAAGAUAUUUGGAAAGCAUCUUGGUUCAGGAUAAUAAUUACCACUUGUAGCAGUGCGGGAAUGUUCUAUCAAACAGGAGUAAGGCUUGGACACUUCACACAUGUGAUUUUGGAUGAAGCUGGUCAAGCAUGUGAACCAGAGAGCCUGAUUCCUAUCGGGUUGAUUUCAGAAACUAAUGGACAGAUAGUUCUUGUUGGAGAUCCAAAGCAAUUAGGACCUGUAAUAAAAUCAAAAAUUGCAUUGGCUUUUGGAUUAAAUUUGUCCUUGCUGGAACGACUGGUAUCAAGGGAUAUGUAUCUGAGAGAUGAGGAUGCUUUCAGUGCCUGUGGAUCAUAUAAUCCUUUGUUGAUCACAAAGCUCAUAAAGAACUACAGGUCACAUUCUGCAUUGCUUGCUUUACCAUCUAAACUGUUUUAUCAUAAAGAGCUGGAAGUUUGUGCAGACACUUCAGUAGUAACUUCUUUGUUGCACUGGGACAAAUUGCCCAGGAAGGGGUUUCCAUUGAUUUUUCAUGGAGUCAGGGGCAAUGAAACUCGCGAAGGUCACAGCCCCUCCUGGUUUAAUCCAACUGAAGCAGUUCAAGUAAUGCAGUACUGUUGCCACCUGGCUAAAAACGAAAGCACUGCAGUGUCAGUGACUGAUAUUGGAGUGAUUACACCAUACCGUAAACAGGUGGAAAAAAUCAGAUUUCUUCUGAGAAGCAUUGAUCUGCCAGAUGUUAAAGUUGGCACGGUGGAAGAGUUUCAAGGGCAGGAGCACAUGGUUACCAUCCUAUCAACAGUGCGAUCUCAUGAAGGUGUAUUUAUGGAAGAUAAAUACUGUCUGGGCUUUCUCUCUAACCCAAAGCGAUUUAAUGUAGCAAUUACUAGAGCAAAAGCUUUGCUGAUUGUUGUGGGAAAUCCUCAUGUUCUUGUGAAAGAUCCCUGUUUUUGUGCGCUGCUGGAGUACAGUUUAAUGAACAAAGCUUAUGUAGGUUGUGAUCUGCCUUCUGAGCUGGAAUGCCUGCACCAAUGUGACUAAUUUUUCCAGUGUUGAAGAUGCAUUCAGUCCUCUUCUGAUUUUGAAGCUAAGAAUGCUUAACAGAAAUCCAUUCCUGAGUGAAUCCAACACCUUUUGGCCUCAGGGAAAGGCACAUGUUCUGAAAUUCUUUGAAGUUUAUCCAAGAGACACUUGUAAUACUUUUAAAGAGUAGCAAUUAGUCUGCUUUUUUGGGAAAAUAAGUGUAUAGCUUUAUGCUUCUAAAGAAGUGUACAUGAGUCCUGCACGCUUCAGAAGAUACUGAUGAAUUAUGAUAAUUUUUUCUUAUUCUGUAAUUUUUUUGAGCAUCUCAAUGUCCUUAGACUUCUGUAAUGCCUGCUGAGACUGGUCUGUCCCAAGAACAUACAUGUCUUGUAAUCUUGUUACAGGAGUGUUACAGUAAUAUAUCCACACUGUGAACUGGAAUGAUGCACGAAUCAUUCCAGUUGGCUGAUGUUGAGUAUCUUAAGCUAAGCAGGUCUAAAAGCCCUACCUUCUGGUCUAACGACUUCGUAUGUACUUGAGCUCAUACAGGGUUGUCUUAUUUCUUCACUGCAGUCCAGCUGUCUGCUGUGGUAUAUGUCAGAAUGCCUCAGAUGACAGAUUUAAAAAGGAGGAGGUAGGGUGAAAAUUGUUUUGCAUUUCUGCAAAUGCACCGCAGAAUAAAGCAUUGUAUUUCACUUCGACAAAAUGAAAAAUAACUGAGGGGCUGGCUGAUGGCUUAGCAAUACUCUUGCAAUCACCUUAAUUGUGUGCUGUGCUGUUCCCUUGAACUGAAUAUUCUUCUCUUGUUGUCCUCUCCAUGCUAAGUCUCACCGUACAGCACUGUAGGAAUAAUAGUGAAGCAGUAUGUACGCUUAUGAUGUACCAGAUCUUACAACCACUACUCAGCCAUAGUGCUGCUUAUACCUACUGUCAAGUGUGCUCAUGAUUUCCUUGAAGACAUU
Oxyura jamaicensis (ruddy duck) is the source of this 4590-nucleotide messenger RNA. It is a transcript of the gene MOV10L1, whose product is annotated as Mov10 like RISC complex RNA helicase 1. Gene Ontology annotation, molecular function: helicase activity. Bases 23 to 3646 code for a protein of 1207 amino acids. Lineage: Eukaryota; Metazoa; Chordata; Aves; Anseriformes; Anatidae. The transcript is spliced from 27 exons. The record is from RefSeq and is a predicted model, not a curated record.